Molecule: messenger RNA, 2288 nt
Organism: Amblyraja radiata (thorny skate)
Lineage: Eukaryota; Metazoa; Chordata; Chondrichthyes; Rajiformes; Rajidae
Gene: nudt6
Product: nudix (nucleoside diphosphate linked moiety X)-type motif 6
Exons: 5
Coding region: 51-1007 (318 amino acids)
Molecular function (GO): ADP-ribose diphosphatase activity; NADH pyrophosphatase activity; NAD binding
Source: RefSeq, a predicted model, not a curated record
UUAGAUAGAGGUUGAUGGUGCAGUGAGUGAGCGAGUGAGUGUCUGGGCCGAUGCUGUCGCUGGGAGCCCGCGCGCUGGCCGCCGCCGCCACCUGCACCAACCGCCACAACCGCCACCGGGCGCGCGGCCAUUGUCCGGGCCCACGCGCUCCCGCAGCCUCGCUCUUUCCCCGGGGCCGGGGCCGCUGCUCGACGCCCGCUUCCCCGCUCACCGCCGCCGCCGCCGGCAGCGUGGACCGCUUCGGAGCCGUCACCGUUCACCUGGAGCACAAACAUUUCCCAACACAACUGGACGAGGUCACCUUCCAAAAACUGCUGCAGGAUGCUAUUGUAGGUUGGAAAGCAGAAGGCAGGGUGGCAGUGUGGCUACAUGUUCCUAUUCUCCAGAGUCGUUUUAUACCUGCUGCAGCUCAUCAAGGUUUCACCUUUCACCAUGCAGAGAAGGACCAUUCUGUGUUGGCACUCUGGCUGGCCAUGGGGGAAAGUAGACUUCCUUCUUAUGCAACACAUCAAGUAGGAGUGGCUGGUGCAGUGCUUGAUGAGGUGACCGGUAAAGUUUUGGUUGUGCAAGACAAAAAUAAGACAAAAAACGCUUGGAAGUUUCCAGGAGGCCUCUCAGAUCCGGGUGAAGAUAUUGGUGAAACAGCAGUACGAGAAGUCUUCGAAGAGACUGGGAUAAGAUCCACAUUUAAAUCACUUCUAAGCAUCAGGCAACAACAUAACCAUCCAGGGGCUUUUGGGAAAUCUGAUAUGUACGCUAUUUGUCGUUUGAAAGCUCUCUCGUUUGACAUCAAUUUUUCCCAAGAAGAAUGUAUACAGUGUGAAUGGAUGGACCUUGUGGAGCUGACUAGGACAGAAUGUGCAACACCUAUAACCAGCAGGAUAGCCAAGCUAUUGUUAUAUGGAUACAGGGAAGGCUUUGACAAGAUUGAUUUAAAAAUGACAGAGUUUUCAGCCAUUUAUACUGGUCGCCCCUACAAACUUUAUUACAAAGCAUUACCGGAGUAAUUUAAGAAUUUUAUAUCACACGGGCUCUGAAUAAAACGGCAUCUACUAGAAAUGCCGUAUUCUAUUUGUUCAAAUCAAUACUGACAGAAGUACAUCACUGAUGAGAUUUAAAUUGGGUAAGAUGCUACUCUCCCCAAUGUGCAGAAUUUUGCAAUGCUUUUAAGAUAUACUCACAUCUCAUUGCAGCUCAGCAAUUCUGAAAAUAACAAUAAAUUCCUAAGUCUCAUAAUUGAACAUCUUUAAUUUUAAGUUACAAAUGAGCAUCCUAAAAUGCCUCAUAACUGAACAUGAUAUUACUGUGAUUUCCCCUUUUCCUUCAUAUUAAACAUGAACUUAUAGCACAUUUACAUUCUUUUGUAAUUGGCAAAUUGGCCAAAUAGGAGAUUGCUGACAGAAUGUUUAGCUAUAAUUGUAACACAUUGAAUUUAUAUCACCAGUUUAUAACCAGCGGUCUCUAAGGAAGUAUCAAUCUUGAUCAAAAAUAUCUCAGUUAAUCUUCACCCCGGCCUAAUAUUUCACCAUGUGUCUUUAUUCCUUCCCAUUUCAGCUGAUGUAGACCGCCACCUCUACUCAGUGAAAGGAUUGCAAUGUUGGGACAGGAGAAUGUGGGACUACAAGAGGCCCAAAGUGGCAGAAUAAGGAGAUCUGAGAAUUGCGCACCUGGAACAUGUUCCAAAGAUGGAAAGUGUAUAGUCUUGGGGGAAUCUGAAAAGUUAGCUGAGAGUUUAAAUUCAAGAUGACGUCUGGGAAUUAAUAUGGUUCAGCAACCACAGGUGGAUUAGUGAACAAGACUUUUAAAACGUCACGUCAGCUAAUUUUCAUAAGAUCAGCUAGGUAUGAAAACAGUGACAACAGAAUACAAAAUGUGUGCUGGGACCAAUAACAAUAGAAACAUGCACAGAAUCAAAUUUAAAAAUAGUAGUUAACAAUAUUUUACAAACUAUCUUCAGUUAACAUUAGGAAGGAUGAAGAAUGUCCAAAUUGAAACAAAAGAGAAAGCAAGGACAAAUGUUAUCAUGUUCUUCAUAAUCUCCCUAUAAUUAUCAUCUGGUAUAUUGAUCAAUGUGGGGGAGGGGAGUGCAAGGUGGAAGUAAGAAAGAGAUAGUUUUUGGCCCUUGAACUUUUAAUCUGCACCUUCCCUGUAUUGUUACACUAUAUUCUGGAUUGUUUAUUUGUGCUACCUGAUGUACUCAAGUAUAUGAUAUGAUUUGUCUGGUUAGCAUGGAAAAAUGUUGGUCACUGUAUCUUGGUCCACCUCCCACUAAUAAACCAGUACCAAAU